CUUUCAGUUUCAGGAAAGUUUGGAAGAGAGCGCUGGCGUCGAGAGACUGCGCAGUUUAUAUAUAGAUAAUAUAAUAUAAUGUUACUGGACUUAUUUCUAAGUUCCUAGAAUUGUGUGCGUGCAACUACCAGAGGGUUUCUUCACUCUGACCUGAAUCAGACAGUUGAGGCAGAAGAAGUUCAUGAUGUCACUCUACAGGGUCGUCUGGACCCCCCCGUCGACCCUCGGCAGCUAUGAUGAUGUCUACUCUUAUCGACGGGGAAAGGAUCACCUGGAUGACCAGAUGGAUCGAUACAGAGGCAGAACAACUCUCAACCAUGAAGACCUGAUCAGAGGCAUCGUCACGCUGAAGAUCUCCUCAGUAAAUCUAUCUGAUAGUGGAGAGUACAAAGUCUACGUCCCAGACCUGGAAGCCAGUUCUAUCACUUCCAUCACUGUUGUACCCAAAGGCCCAGUGAGCGAGACGAAGAGAAAUGGUCCAACCACAACUAGACCUCCGGCUACCAAUCCUGGCUCUGCAAAGGAGGAAUCUGUCUGGAAAAUAGUGCUGGCCAGUGUCUGUGCUGCUGCUGCUGCUGCUGCUGCUGCUGGUGCUGGUGGUGUUGGUGUUGUUCUUCUCCUGGUGAAACGUGGAGUCAUCCGGAUUUGUAAGAAGACGAAAGCAGCAGAGACGAGGUCCAACAACUUAUCAGUGAGAUACCUGAGGCCCCCGACGACAGAGGAGGACGGAGACCCACACAGCGCUGCACAACACAGCGCUCUGGUCUCUGGAAUAUUUCCCCUGACGGCCUGAUUCAACCCCAGAUAUUAAAGAGAUA
Molecule: messenger RNA, 818 nt
Organism: Sander lucioperca (pikeperch)
Lineage: Eukaryota; Metazoa; Chordata; Actinopteri; Perciformes; Percidae
Product: myelin-oligodendrocyte glycoprotein-like
Exons: 5
Coding region: 182-793 (203 amino acids)
Source: RefSeq, a predicted model, not a curated record